CCAAUGGGAGAGCAGCAGGCCUGGGAGCUGGGAUGGGGCGGGGCUGCAGAUAAAUAAGGGCUCUGGGCCACCAGAGCUUCAGGUUCGUCCUCAGUGCAGGGCAACAGCCCAAGAUGGCUUCCUUUCUACAGCGCUGCCCAGUCAUGGCAUGGGACAGGGCUAUAUUCCUGAAGAAAACAAGGCCCCAGCUGUUGCUCAGUGCCUAUCGGUGCCCCGUCAUGGCAGCCCGGAGCCUGACUACAUCCAGCCCGGGAAGCAAGGAGGCAGAAGCCCAGGCGUGUGGGUCACCUUCCCUGGCUAAGGGCCAGUGUCCCUUCAUGGAAUCUGAGCUGCAAGCUGGGAAGAGCAGCAUCGUGCUGAAGGUUGGGCCUGAGAUCCAGGAGGAUGUCAAGACUUUGAAAUCAGUUCCAAUUAGUUGCCUAGUCCAGGAGAUUCAGUCCAGCCUGAGGAGGCAAUUGUGGGGCUCCUUGGGGCAGAAACUGAGCCCAGGGCACAAGGUCAGCCACCUCAUCCAAGACAACAUGCCUGGCAGUCAAAAUUUCGGCUAUGAUGCCUUCUUUAGGAACAAGAUUGAAGAGAAAAAGAAGGACCACACCUACCGGGUGUUCAAGACCGUCAACCGCAAGGCUGAUGCCUACCCCUUGGCCCAGGACUUCUCGGAAGGGGGAAGUGUGGCCACCAGGGAGGUGUCCAUCUGGUGUAGCAAUGACUACCUGGGCAUGAGCCGGCACCCCAGCGUGCUACAAGCCACACAGGAGACCCUGCAGCAGCUUGGAGUUGGGGCUGGUGGGACAAGAAACAUCUCUGGGACUAGCCAGUUCCAUGUGGCUCUGGAACAAGAGUUGGCUGACCUUCACCACAAGGAUGCUGCCCUCCUCUUCUCCUCUUGCUUCGUGGCCAAUGACUCAACCCUGUUCACCCUGGCCAGGAACCUGCCAGGAUGUGAGAUCUACUCAGAUGCAGGCAAUCACGCUUCCAUGAUCCAGGGCAUCCGAAACAGUGGGGUCCCCAAAUUUGUCUUCCGUCACAAUGACCCUAAACAUUUGGAGGAACUCCUGAGCAAAGCUGACCCCCUGACACCCAAGAUCGUUGCCUUUGAGACAGUGCACUCCAUGGAUGGUGCUAUCUGCCCCCUGGAGGAGAUGUGUGAUGUGGCCCACAAGUAUGGGGCCCUGACUUUUGUGGAUGAAGUCCAUGCUGUUGGCCUGUAUGGUGCAAGGGGUGCUGGAAUCGGGGAGCGUGAUGGUGUCAUGCACAAGAUUGACAUCGUUUCUGGAACUCUGGGAAAGGCUUUUGGCUGUGUUGGGGGUUACAUUGCCAGUACUCGGGACUUGGUGGACACUGUGCGUUCCUAUGCCGCUGGCUUCAUCUUUACCACCUCGCUGCCCCCUAUGGUGCUGGCUGGAGCCUUGGCCUCCGUGCAAAUCCUCAAGGGCGAGGAGGGCCGCGCUCUACGUCGUGCUCAUCAGCGUAAUGUCCGUCACAUGCGCCAACUGCUCAUGGACAAGGGGCUUCCUGUCAUUGCCUGCCCCAGUCACAUCAUCCCAAUCCGGGUUGGGGAUGCAGCUCUCAACAGCCAAGUCUGUGACCUCCUGAUUUCCAAGCACAACAUCUAUGUGCAGGCCAUCAACUAUCCCACAGUGCCCAGGGGUGAGGAGCUGCUGAGGCUGGCACCCUCUCCUCACCACAGCCCCCAGAUGAUGGACUAUUUUGUUGAAAAACUGCUUGAAGCCUGGACUGAAGUGGGCCUGCCCCUCCAGGAUGUCUCCUCUGCCGCCUGCAACUUCUGCCGUCGCCCUGUGCACUUUGACCUCAUGAGUGAGUGGGAACGCUCCUACUUUGGAAACAUGGGCCCUCAGUAUGUCACUGUGUUCUCCUGAUGACCUGGGGAGGGGGAGGAGGGGAAAGAUAAGUGCUUCCAUUCCUGGUCCCGCCUCAGUCUGUCUCAUCAUCCUCACUUUCCUUUUUCUAGUGCUUUAAGAUUUGCAGUGGGCUUCCCUGACAGCCACUUGUAGAGGGAAAUCAUGUAAGAAUUCAUGUAUGUGUUCAAUAGUUCAAAGAUAAUAAAGUGCAUCCCAUA
Messenger RNA from Monodelphis domestica (gray short-tailed opossum), 2080 nucleotides. RefSeq names its product 5'-aminolevulinate synthase 2 (gene ALAS2). The record is from RefSeq and is a predicted model, not a curated record. NCBI's taxonomy places the organism in Eukaryota, Metazoa, Chordata, Mammalia, Didelphimorphia, Didelphidae. Gene Ontology annotation, cellular component: mitochondrion; mitochondrial matrix. Gene Ontology annotation, molecular function: pyridoxal phosphate binding; 5-aminolevulinate synthase activity. Gene Ontology annotation, biological process: erythrocyte development; heme biosynthetic process; hemoglobin biosynthetic process.